Messenger RNA from Malania oleifera, 3489 nucleotides. Its product is annotated as SWI/SNF complex subunit SWI3D. Bases 154 to 3114 code for a protein of 986 amino acids. The transcript is spliced from 7 exons. Lineage: Eukaryota; Viridiplantae; Streptophyta; Magnoliopsida; Santalales; Ximeniaceae. The record is from RefSeq and is a predicted model, not a curated record. Gene Ontology annotation, molecular function: zinc ion binding; protein binding.
AUUCAUGUAAUUUAUUUAUUUAUAUUUUUGGUUAAGUAACAGAGAGGGUCGAGCAAAGCUACAGAAAAAAAUGGUGUAUGUACAGUUUAGUGCAUCUAUUCGUCAGAGACGACGAUCUCAGUGAAGCCAAACCCUCGAAGAAGAAGAGAAGCGAUGGAGGAGAAGCGUCGAGAGGGCGGAGCGCUACCGGCGAAUUUGGCCACCGGCGGUGCCAACGGCGCAGCAAGUAGGCUCGCCGAAGGAGCGGCUACUGCUGAGCCCGGUUCGUCGCGGCGGCGUGCGGGAGGCCAGAAGAGAAAGUCUAACAACAGCGGCAAUGCAUCGAGCGCUGCGUCAACGCCUUCGAAGAGACAGGCUCGCGAGAAGCCGCCGAUUAUGCCGCCUUCGAUCCACAAUGGGCCCUGCACCAGAGCUCGCCAGCCUCCGAGCAAUCUCGCCGCGGCGGCGUCGGCUGGCUCUGGUGCGGCUGGAGGGGGCAGCGGUUCGCUGGUUGUCGGGCAGCUGGCGGGCUCGCUGGAGGAUUCGGCCAGAGCGGUGAUGGCAGCUGCGGAGGAGGCGAAGAUGGCGAGCCAGAAUUGGCAGGCUUUGGAGAGUGUUGUUGAUGCGGAGUUUGAAGCUAUUAGAUCUCGCGAUGCCAAUGCUCAUGUGGCGCCAAUUACUUGUGGUUGGUUUUCAUGGACCAAAGUUCAUCCUUUGGAGGAGCGCACACUGCCUUCAUUCUUUAACAAAAAGUCAGAAAACCGAACUGCUGAUAUGUACAUGGAGAUACGCAAUUGGAUUAUGAAGAAAUUUCAUGCAAAUCCAAACACACCAAUUGAACAAAAAGAUCUAGCCGAGCUCUCAGUUGGAGAGUCAGAUGCAAGGCAAGAGGUGAUGGAGUUUUUGGACCACUGGGGUCUGAUUAAUUUUCACCCAUUUCCACCUGCUGAAACUGCAACAGGCAAACCUCCUGAAAAUGGGAUAGAAGAUAUGGGUUCUUCGAUUGAACAGUUGUAUCGCUUUGAAACGGUGCAACCGUGUCUGCCUGUAGUUUCAAGGACUAGUGUGACCCCAGUUGUGCCAUCAGGAUUGUUUCCAGAGUCUGUCGCUGCUGAAGAGUUGGUUAGACCUGAGGGUCCAGCAGUGGAGUACCAUUGCAACUCUUGCUCUGCUGAUUGCUCUCGGAAGCGAUACCAUUGCCAGAAGCAGGCAGAUUUCGAUUUAUGCUCUGAAUGCUUCAAUAAUGGGAAACUUGACUCUGGCAUGUCCCCGUCAGAUUUCAUACUCAUGGAGCCUGCUGAGGUUCCUGGAUUGAGCAGUGGGAAAUGGACAGAUCAGGAGACCCUCCUACUUCUUGAAGCAUUGGAACUUUAUAAAGAAAAUUGGAAUGAGAUUGCUGAGCAUGUUGCCACAAAAACGAAGGCUCAAUGUAUAUUGCACUUUGUUCAAAUGCCAAUCGAGGAUACUUUCUUGGAUUACAAUGGUGAAAUUGAUACCAAUGUUCAAGAAAAUGCAGAUCCAGUCACUGCUAAUAAUGAAUCAUCUGCUCCUAAAGAUACCCCUGAAACAACAGAUAAUAAGACUGAUGCCAGUGAGGUCCAGCCUUCUACCCCAAUGGAAAUUUCAAAGCUAGAAAAUUCUGGUGAACUCGAAUCUGGGCAGGAGUCUGGUGAAAGGGACUCCAGUGAAAAGGUGACUGGUGAAAACUGUGCAUUGAGGGCACUCAAGGAAGCAUUUGAAGCUGUUGGUUCUUUUCCUUCACCUGAAGGCCAAAUUUCAUUUGCCGAAGUGGGAAACCCUGUUAUGGCAUUGGCAGCAUUCCUCGUACGGUUGGUGGAACCUGAUCUUGCUACUGCAUCAGCACGUUGUUCCUUAAAAUCGUUAUCUGGCAACUCUCCAUCAAUGCAGCUGGCUGCAAGACAUUGUUUUCUUCUGGAAGAUCCACCAGAUGACAAGAAAGAACUGACUGGCUCAGAGAGAGCUGUUGCUGAAACAGUUGAUAAAGAUGUUCAGAAAGAUGAAAACCAGCAACAGGAAAAGACAAUAUUAGAUUUGGACCAUAAAAAUUUGUUGAAUGAUGACAACAGCAAGAAAAUUGAGGAUUCUGCUCCAGAAGGACAGGAACCCAAUGGAGAGUGUGCAGACAAGUUGCCUGCGGAGGAACCACAUGUGGUCACUCUAAAAAAGGUUGAACCAGCCAUUCAGAAUGAAUCAAACCAGUCCAAUUUACAGGGGGACCACCCACCUAGUUCUCUGAAAGAUUUAACGUCUAAAACAGAACUUCCUGGAAGUCCCAUGAAAGAGUCAGGUGAUAAAGAUCCAAUAAAGGAGCCUCCUCAAUGUGGAGAAGGUUCAAUAAAGGAGCCCUCGCAGCAUGGAGAGGCACCAAAGGACAUAGAUAUGGUGUCUGAUUCUCUUCCCUUGGAAAAGACAGAGACCCAGCAGGAGGUUACCUCAAAUUCAGUGGUUGAAAAUGGAGCAAAAGAUGAUUCUCCCCCAUUGGAAAAGAAAGAGACCGAGCAGCAAGUUACUACAGAUGUUUCAGUUGUUAAAAAUGGAGCAAAUUCAGGGGAGGAUGAAACAAAAGACUGUAAAAAUGAGAACCGUGAUUGUACAAAGACCAAAGAGCAUAAUAUUGAUAGACUGAAGCGUGCUGCUAUUACUACACUCUCAGCUGCAGCAGUGAAGGCAAAACUUCUCGCAAGCAGAGAAGAAGACAAUAUUCGGCAGCUCACUGCAUCUUUAAUUGAGAAGCAGUUGCACAAAUUGGAGACCAAGUUGUCUUUCUUCAGUGAGAUGGAAAGUGCAAUAGCAAGGGGUAGGGAACAACUGGACAGAUCGAGGCAAAAGCUUUUCCAAGAACGAGCACAGAUAAUUGCAAGCCGUCUUGGCUUACCAGCUUCCUCAUCCAGAGCAAUGCCGCAGCCAUUACCAACCAACAGAAUUGCAAUGAACUAUGCAAACUUGGUGCCUAGGCCCCCAAUGAGCAUGACCAAUCCUUUUAGACCACCAAUUGGAAGACCCAUGAUGGCACCCACUUUUCCUACAUCAAACCCCUUUGUAUCUACUACAGGUGGCGGAAGUCCAAUUCGGCCUUCUGGUCAAGACAAACUUUCAUCAGUUGGAAUGAAGUAACCUUCGUACAUGGGAACAUGUGAAUCAAUUCAUUUCAAACAGCAGCCAUUUACAACCAAUUUUACCCUGUGAGUUCUUGCUUUUUGUUGUUGUCUAUAUGCAUAUGCACACAAAUAUGCAUGCCCAACGAUGAUUUUGAACACAGCUGCCCCUAAUUCACCUGAGUUAGGCAUGUACAUUUGACUUGUGGUCUAGUUGCACUGCACUUUCAUAUGAUAGACUUGUUGCAAGCUUAGUAUGCCUCUUUGGUCUGAAGUCAGUUUAGUCUUAUGCAUUGAACCAAGUCGGAUCUUGUUUCCGAUUGCAUCUACACCUAGCAUAAUCACAAUGUAUUAAAUCUUUGGAGUUAUGAAAUGACACCUUAUUGGUCACUAA